AUGUUGACGAACAGCGAGGAGCACUUUAUCGAGCACUUCUACUACAGCGCCGAGAGUCUGGAGGCGGCAGCGGACUCGCUGGCCGUUGGCAAUCUGCAAGAACAGCUGGAGCAAUUCAUGAACCAGCAGCAGCAGGAUAGGGAUUUUAGUGGCAGCGCGGACAGUCUAUCCGAUGGCACCAAUAGCUGCUCCCUGGAGCUGUACUAUGACACGCCCGCGGUGCUGGAGCUGGAGCAAAUGCUCAGCGCGCAGACGCAGCAGCAGCAGCAGCAAAUGGGCGCCGCCAAGUUCCAGACAAAGGCCGCCAAAUACUGGCACAAGACGGCGCGCAGCAGACCCUACGAUGCCAACAGCAGCGCCUAUCCCAGCGCAGCUUGCGAGGAUCAGGAGGAGCGCGACGAUUGCGCGCCCGAUGUCCUGCGCAAGCGUCGGCUGGCGGCCAAUGCACGCGAACGUCGCCGGAUGAACAGCCUCAAUGAUGCCUUCGAUAAGCUGCGGGAUGUGGUGCCAUCGCUGGGCCAUGAUCGACGGCUCUCCAAGUACGAGACAUUGCAAAUGGCGCAGGCGUACAUUGGGGAUCUGCUCACGCUGCUCUCCAGGGACUAUUGA
This is a messenger RNA of Drosophila novamexicana, 609 nucleotides long. It is a transcript of the gene amos, whose product is annotated as basic helix-loop-helix transcription factor amos. The transcript has a single exon. Gene Ontology annotation, molecular function: protein dimerization activity. The coding region runs from base 1 to 609 and encodes 202 amino acids. The record is from RefSeq and is a predicted model, not a curated record. Lineage: Eukaryota; Metazoa; Arthropoda; Insecta; Diptera; Drosophilidae.